Molecule: messenger RNA, 3609 nt
Organism: Enterobius vermicularis (human pinworm)
Lineage: Eukaryota; Metazoa; Nematoda; Chromadorea; Rhabditida; Oxyuridae
Source: the annotation of a GenBank genome assembly
UAUGCAUCUUGGCUUGUUCGUGGCUUUUGCGAUUAUAAGGACAAAAUUGACAGUUUAUUUGUCCUAUGUUUCAAUUUUUGUCAACAAUCUAGAAAACAAAUAACACGAGAACUGUCGACAGGGAAGAAUAAAGUACCAAUGUGUAUGAACCAAUAUGAAAGAAUUUUACGUUGCUAUCGAGAGCCGGGCUUAGGAAUUGAUGUACAGCAUUAUGAUGAAAGCUCAUCGACCAGAAUGCAGGAACACGUUGUUGCCAUGUGCAAUAAGCAGGCCUUUGUCGUCUAUACGCGUAUAAAUGGAAUCUUGUUGACUCAACCAGAAAUUGAAUUUCAACUUCAAGAUGCAGUUCGACGUAGUCAGAAUCGUGCUGCCGAAUCAGUGAUACCAAUUUCGGGCGGAAGUGUUGGUAAUCGAGACGAUGCUGCUAAAUUUUGGUCAUUAAUGAAAGAAGUAGAACGAAAUCGUAGUUCUCUCGACUGGGUAAAAUCGGCUGCCUUUAUCGUUUGUUUGGAUGUCUUACAGAACAACGUACGCUGGCCGAGUGAUCAUGAAGAAUACCUGACUUUGGCUGGGUUGCAUCUGCUAACUGGUUUAGGCAGCUCUGUUUCUGGUCUUAAUCGCUGGUAUGAUUCUGCAAUUCAGAUUGUGGUAGCAAGCAACGGAAUAAAUGGGUUAUGUAUUGAACAUUCAGUUGCUGAAGGAAUCGUUAUCAUCAACAUGUCCGAAUACGUUCUUGAUUACGUUCAAAAAAACCGUUUUAACUACAAUGUUUCGGAAACUUCUGCUCAAAUAAGUGACGAUUUCUUAGGAACCGUGGAAGAAAAAGAACGUGAAGCCAAAGAUUUUGUCCUGGUCGUUCGAAAGUUAAUCUUUGAUGAGAAGCUUACUCAUCAAAAAUGCUUUUUUAGUUUGGUGAACGACUUAGAACUGUGCAUCCUGGAAUUUAAAGAUUUUGGCAAGGAAUUUAUCAAAUCUAAAAAGUAUAGUCCAGACGGUUUCGUGCAACUGGCCAUGCAGCUCGCUCAUUACCGGUUACACAACAAGCUGGUAUCUACAUACGAAAGCGCAUCGAUUCGACGAUUUCGCAAUGGACGAGUGGACAAUAUUCGGGCUGCAACUCCAGAAGCUUUGCUGUGGGUUAGGUCGAUGAUGCAAAGUUCUUCUUCGGCUGCAGAUUUUGCAUUGAAGCGAAAGUUGUUCAAUAAUGCUAUGGCAAAGCAAGUGGAAAUUACAGUAGAGAACAUAUCUGGCCACGGUAUUGACAAUCACCUUUGUGCUUUGGAAGUGUUAGCCAGAAAGGAAUAUAAUUUCGGUGAUCAAACAUAUAUGCCUGAACUUUUUAAAACUCCACUUUGGGCCGAGCUUAUGCGUUUUCCGCUGACUACUAGCCAGGUUACAACCAGUCCAAGGUUUCCGGGAUCAUAUUUAUGCUAUGGUCCUGUAGUUCGUGACGGUUACGGAUGCUCCUACAAUAUUCAAGCUGAUUCGAUCAUUUUCGCAGCUUCAGCUUGCAAAACUUGCCCGACAACUGACGCAAAAAGGCUGCCUAGAUCAAAUGCUUUUCUAGUUUGUAAGCCGUAUGACUGGUAUCAGCAAGUGCAUCUAAAUUUUCAAGGGAAACAGCUUAAAAUCUCUGAAAUGACUAAAUGUAAAAAUUCAGCAGAGGAGGAGACUAACAACAGAAGCGAAAAUGGAAUUACACUGAACUGGUAUGAGAAGCCACUUCCUAAAUUGCCAGUACCUCCGUUGAAACAUACUUUGGAACGCUACUUGGAGUACGCGCAAGUCUUAUGUGAUUCAGAUUAUAAGACACUUCAACGAACGAAAAAUGCAAUCAUAAGUCUUGAAGAAAAUGAGGGUAAACUUCUUCAGCGUUUGGACGAAGCAGCUGAAACAAGUGUUAAUUGGGCAAAAAAGUUUUGGUUACCAGCUUUUUAUCUGAAGGAUCGGAGUCCGUUACCGAUAAAUGCAAGUCCAGCUUACGUCUUUCCAUACCGCAACUUAAGAAAAACCAAUGAUUUUUUUAGGUUUACAAUAAAUAACAAUUAUUGCAAGAAAAUUAAAAACAAACUUGUAUCUAUUAAGACUUUUAUAGAUUUUACAUUGCGCGUUCGACAAGAAUUCCUAGUUACAGGAAAAUGUCAUUACGUAUUUUUAAAGAAAGAGAUCGCCAGAGAUACUUCAAGACGAGGUAAUCAGAUGUGUAUGGAUCAAUACGAUAAGAUGUUCCGGUGUUACCGGGAACCAAGAAUCGCCGAAGACUUGCAACAUCAGAAACCGCUCCAUGCAGAAACUGCAGAUCAGCAUAUCCUUGUAAUGUGUAGAAAUCAGGCUUUUAUUCUUUUUACUCACCGCAAUGGCCAACCGCUUAAGUAUGCAAAAAUCAAAAGUCAGCUUGAAGCCAUAGAAGGCCUAAGUCGUGUGCAACGCAGCAGCGCUAAAGAACUUAUUGGCGCUGGCAGCGCCGGUUAUCGGAACGACGCGGCUAAAUUCUGGGAACGUCUGAGAUGCAAUCCGCAUAACGAGAAGAAUUUUUUGUUGGCAAAGGAUGCAAACUUUGUCGUUUGUUUGGACAUUGAAGAGGUCAAACAAGUGCAAAGAGAUGAACCACGUUCACCAGCCGAACGAGGAAAACAUUUGCUACAUGGUUUUGGAAGCAAAAAUUUUGGAGUCAAUAGAUGGUAUGACGCCACAUUACAGGUAAUCAUAUGCACAAAUGGAACUAGUGGAUUAUGUAUCGAACAUUCAGUAGUCGAAGGAAUUGUUUUAUUCAGAAUGGCGGAUGCAGCCUUGAAGUACGUCGAGAACAACAUUAACAGUAAUCCAGAGUUGAAUAGUACUGAAGAAAAAGUGCUACCUCAGUUAUUAAAGUGGGAAUUUGAUUUAGCAUCGUCAGACCUUCUCAAGAAGCAGCUUCAGGACUUUGACAGACUUGCUGAUGAUCUCGAAUUGUACGUGGUAUUUUUCGAAGAUUUUGGCAAGAAUCAUAUAAAAUCCAUGAAAACAAGCCCAGAUGGAUUCGUUCAGUUAGCAAUGCAACUCGCCGCCUACAGAUGGUUUGGCAAACUUGUGUCUACUUAUGAGAGUGCAUCACUGCGGGAAUUCGCAGAAGGGCGAGUUGAUAACAUUCGGGCAGCAACUCCAGAAGCCCUAAAAUGGGUUCAAGCAAUGAAUGAUCGUUUUGUUUUAAAAGACAGAAGAAAAGCUUUAUUUUACGAAGCCGCUAAGAAACAGGCUUUAAUUACUUUUGAGAAUGUUGACGGCAUGGGCAUCGACAAUCAUGUCAUUGCACUUUACGAGUUGUCAAAACUUAGCGUAGCUAUGUCGGAGAGAGGUCAGCUUCCGGAAUUUUUUACCGAUUCGAUGUGGACAAAACUUAUGAAUUUUCCUUUGUCAACAAGCCAGGCUACUCAGAGCACUCUUUUUUCGGAUAGGUAUAACUUUUACGGACCAAUGAAUGAGGACGGAUACGGUGUACCCUACAAUAUCCAAGAGAAUUAUAUUAUAUUCACAGUUUCUGCCAGAAUAAGUAGCGGCAUUACCAGCGCUAAAGGCUUUGGAGAGAAUAUCCGAAUGUCGAUGCUGGAAAUAAGGGACUUAAUAGCAUAG